UUGAAUGUUCUAUGGUCAUCUGGCAAGUGACAGUUGGGAAGCGGGAGACUUAGAUAGUUAGGUUAGAACAUAUAGAAGAACGAAGUAAAACGUGUUCUCAAAACUAAUCGUGUUUUAUUUAAAUAAUAAUAUUAAAGCUAACCUGAAACAUGGUGUCAGGUGUGAAUUAACAAGAAGAGUGAGUUUAAUAAAUAUAAAAUACAGAACUUUAGUUGAGAAUAAGAUUUUAAUAUGGAUUCAAGCGGAUUUAAACCGCCAUCAAGUCUUGUAUUUGAUCAAAACCUUCAUAAAAAUUAUGAGAAGUUUAAACAACAUUUCGAAAUUUACUUAAAAGCAACCGAAUUAAGUGGAAAGUCAGAUGAACGCAAAAUCGCUUUGUUUUUAAACUCCGCUGGUGAGGAGGCUAUAGAAGUAUUCAGCACAUUAAGUCUAUCAGAAGAUCAAAAAGAAAAUUACAAAGAAGUCAUAGCAGCUUUUGACAAUUAUUGUAAACCACGCAAUAAUGAAACGUUUGAUCGUUUCAAAUUUUUCUCAAGAAAUCAGGCAGAGGGAAAAAGCAUGGAUCAUUUUAUAAAAGACUUGAAAUUAUUAGCUAAACCGUGCAAUUUUGGAACUCAAGAAGAUAGUCUUAUAAGAGAUAGAAUAAUUUUAGGGGUCCAAGAUCAUAAUUUGCAAGAAAAACUAUUGGGAAUAAAUAAUUUAAAUCUGGAAACUGCAGAAAGCACUUGUAGAACAACAGAAGCUACUAAGCUUCAAGCAAAAGAUUUAAACAAGGAAGAAGUGAAUUUAAUUCGAAGAAGAGGAUACAGUCAAGGUGACCCUAGUACUAGCGACAGUGGCAAUAAUAACGGAAGAGAGUACAGGUGCUUGAAAUGUGGCAGAAGACACACCAAAGGCAAGUGUUUUGCUUUCGGAAAAAACUGCGCUAAGUGUGGACUGGAAGGACAUUUUGCUGUAGGAUGCAAAACAGGAUACAAUAAAAAAGAUAACUUUAGUAACAGUAAGAUAAAUAAGAACAAAGGUAAAUAUUUUAACAGUCACAAUAGAAAUAUAAAUAGUAAUCAACAUGUAAAUCUUGUUGAUGAAAAUGAUUCGAGUGAUGAAGAUUUUGUUAUUAACAAUCUAACUGUAUUCAAUAUUUAUGAGAAUGAUAAUUCAGAACUUGAAAAAAUAUGGACAGAAAAUGUAUGUAUUGAUAAUAGUGUAAUUAAGUUUAAGAAUAAAAAGUUGUUUGAAGGUACUGGUAAGGUUCCGUUUAAAUAUAGGAUUUUAUUAAAAGAGGGUUACAAACCAGUUGUAAGUAAUUUCAGAAGAGUCGCUGAAAAAAUUAAAGGAAAGCUAAAAAACACUUUGGAUGAGUUAGUAGACAAAGAUAUAAUUGAGAAGGUCGAUGAACCUUCAGAAUGGGUAAGUAAUAUAGUAUGUGUCGAAAAACCUAAUUCAGACAAGUUAAGAAUCUGUUUAGACCCUAUACAUUUAAAUAAGUAUAUUUGUAUAGAUAGGCAUCCUAUACCAACAACAGAAGAAAUAGGCUUAAAAUUAAGAGGGAAAAGUAUCUACAGUGUGAUAGAUAUGUCAGAUGCCUUCUAUCACAUAGGAUUGGUUAAAGAUAGCCAAAAAUUAUGCACAUUUAUAACACCAUUCGGUAAAUAUCGUUUUAAGAGGUUAUGUUUUGGUCUAUCAUGUAGUCCAGAAGUUUUCCAACGAGUAAAUGAAAGAAUUUUCGGAGAUUUAAAUAUCCCAAUAUAUUUUGAUGACUUAAUAAUUGCUGGUAAAGACGAAAGAAAACAUGAUUUGAUAAUGAAUAAAGUACUAGAGAGAGCUAAACAGUUUAAUGUAAGAUUUAAUGCUAACAAGUUACAAUACAAAGUAAAGGAAGUAAAAUACUUGGGGCAGGUUUAUUCCAAAGAGGGGAUAAAACCAGAUAAUUCAUAUGUAGAGGCAAUAAUGGCUUUAGAAGCGCCAAAAAAUAAAAAAGAAUUGAUGAGAAUUCUGGGCAUGGUAAAUUACUUAACGAAAUUUAUACCAAAGAUGUCAGAAAUAGUAGCACCUUUAAGAGGUUUAAUAAAAAAUAACGUAAAUUUCUUGUGGACUGCUGAUCAUGAAAAUACAUUUAGCAAUAUGAAAGAAGUUAUAGGUAAUUUACCAACCCUUAAAAUAUUUAACCCAAACUUACCUAUUACAGAACAAAGUGAUAGUUCCCAGUAUGGAGUGGGAGGGUGCCUUAUGCAAGGAGGUCAACCCAUAGCAUUUUGCUCAAGACGUCUUACUGAAACCGAGACAAGGUACGCACAAAUAGAAAAGGAGUAUUUAUCAAUUUGUUUUGGUCUAAUUAAGUUUCAUCCGUUUGUUUACGGUAAUAAGAUAACAGUACAAACCGAUCACAAGCCAAUAAUUGGCAUUCAGCAAAAAGAUAUUAAUAAAAUUACGUCCAGACUACAGAGAAUGCGCUUGAAAAUCUUAAAAUAUAAUUUCGAAGUUGAGUACAUACCAGGUUCAAAGAUGUAUAUAGCUGAUCUUUUAAGUAGGUCAUUCAUAAAAGACAAAGUAAAUGAAGAUUGUGAAAUGGAAGAGGUUGUGCAUACGAUUGACAUUGAAAGACCCAUUACAAAUAGUCGAUUAGCUGAGGUAAGCAAGGAAACUCUGUAUGAUAGUACUCUUAAAAAAGUUACUGAAUAUUGCAUUAAAGGUUGGCCAGAUAAAAAAGUAUUGGAUAACACUGAACUAAAGCAGUAUUAUAAAAUAAAAGACGAUCUACUGGUUCGCCAUGGAAUUUUAUUUUUCAACGAGCGAAUUUGCGUACCCAAAAAACUACAAAAUCAUAUGACUAGAGAGCUACAUAAAUCCCAUUUUGGCAUGGAAAAAACAAAGAAGUGGGCAAGGAAAAUAUUAUACUGGCCGGGUAUAAUAACUGAUAUUGAAAAUUUUAUUUCAAGGUGUCGCAUAUGUGAGAAAUUCAGCAGAAAUAAAAUAAAAGAACCGCUAAUACCGCACGAGGUACCUAAAUAUCCAUUUGAGAUAGUGGGGUCUGAUAUAUUAGAAUACGCAUCAAAAUAUUAUUUAGUUGCAGUCGAUUACUACAGCAAUUGGAUUGAAUUGAAAGAAAUACAAAGAAAAAGUAUAGAUGAAAUCUUAAAACAAUUAAAAGUAAUAUUUUCUAAUUUUGGAUUACCUGCAAAGUUUAUAUCUGAUAACAAUCCCUACAACAGCUUCAAAUUUAAAGAAUUUUGUAAUCAAUACAAUAUACAAUGUGUUUUUACGAGUCCCCGGUACCCAAAGUCGAAUGGGUUGGCUGAAAAAGCCGUACACAUAUGUAAACAGUUAUUAAAAAUGUGUAACAAUGAAGACGAAAUAUUUGUUCAUUUGUUAAAUUACAGAGUUACACCACUAUGUGGUCUUGAGGCCUCACCUUCAGAGUUAUUACAAAGCAGGUUACUAAGAACAGGUUUGCCUAUAUCCAACAAAUUAUUGGAACCCAAAACCACUAACGAGUAUGGGAAAAAAGUAGAAAGAAAGUUGGCAGUAAAAAGCUAUCAUGAUAAAUCUGCACGUAGCAGCUCAGAUUUUAACGAAAAUCAAGAUAUACUAUUUAAAUUGAGGAAGGAUGGGUAUUGGACACCGGGAAAAGUCUUAUCAAAUACUAAUACUCCACGAUCAUACUUGGUGAGUGAUGAAAAUGGCAGGGUUUAUAAAAGAAAUUCUUCCUUUCUAAAAAAUACAAAAAAUCCAACGGUUAUAAAUGCGUCAAACAACAACGAAAAUAUAAACAUAAACUGUAAACCUGGUAGUGCUGAUGAAUCAAGUGAGAACACUUGUUUGUCUAAUAGAACUGAUGUAUAUAAUGAAAACGGUUGUGGAACUAAUAAUAAUAAAACGGCAAAUGAAUGUACAAGUGUCAAGGAAGCAGAUAGCAAAUGCACAAGAUCAGGUCGGGUCGUCAAUGUACCAAAUAGGUUAAGAGACUAUUAUACAUAG
Diorhabda sublineata is the source of this 3975-nucleotide messenger RNA. RefSeq lists its product as uncharacterized. Bases 232 to 3975 code for a protein of 1247 amino acids. Lineage: Eukaryota; Metazoa; Arthropoda; Insecta; Coleoptera; Chrysomelidae. Gene Ontology annotation, biological process: DNA integration. Gene Ontology annotation, molecular function: nucleic acid binding. The transcript is spliced from 2 exons. The record is from RefSeq and is a predicted model, not a curated record.